AUGGAUUCAGAACGCCGGGAAGCCUUGAAGAACACUCGUACCAUCUUCCUUUCGGACAAACAGCCUCACUACGAGAACCUCAGCACCCUGCCUGAAUUGUGGUGGGUAUCCGUGAAGCUUACCACCGAGGACCGUCUCUUGGCCGAUGAAGAGUUGAUGGAUGUUGUGGCUGAGCGUUGCCAUGCUGGAGACUGCGAGGUCACCCACCAUGAUGCCUUGCAUCAUCAGCAAUCCCUUUAUAUCUCGUUCCCGGUUAUGAACCCUGACAAGGACCUUGCCCAGCAGGGCUGGAUUGUUAUGGUUAUAGGACUUGCUGAGCACUACCGGAUGGAGAUUGCUGCCGGACGCCUUUCUAUUGAUCGGAGUUAUGUUUUUGGGCCUAGGGAUUAG
Penicillium expansum is the source of this 390-nucleotide messenger RNA. RefSeq lists its product as uncharacterized. The record is from RefSeq and is a predicted model, not a curated record. The transcript has a single exon. Lineage: Eukaryota; Fungi; Ascomycota; Eurotiomycetes; Eurotiales; Aspergillaceae. The coding region runs from base 1 to 390 and encodes 129 amino acids.